AUGAACAACCAACUGCUGGAGCUCACGAGGCGUAUUAAGGAGCUCCAGGCUGGGAAUUUGGCCUUAAUAAAUCAAGAUGGUACCAUAGAUGCAGUCGUGGCAACCAUUGCCAAUUCACCGUCCCGAUUCGAACGUCAACUGGCCGUCAAGCUGCUGAUUCUCACCAUAUACGCAUCGCCGAGUCCAGCAGGCUUGGAUCUUACGACAUCUCUGUCAUCAUUAAUUGAUAAAAACCGGAUUGGUCUAUAUGAAGUACUGCAUGCUAUUAUCAAGCAUGCGAGAGCCAGUCAGAUACGUGACGAUUGGAGAGUAGUAAUAUCUAUUCGUGCCUUUGGGGAUGCAUUGGCGAAGCAUGUCCUACAUCAAGACACGGUUUCUGAUGUCGCAUUCUUGAAAGUCGCCACUCAGGUUUUUAAAUUGCAACGAGACUCGCUUGGGUAUUAUUUCGGUGAUGUGAUGAAUGUAUUUGAGUCUCAGACUUCACAGUCCAGUGCAGUGAAAGCUUUCUCAGCAUACCUUGAAGUUUGCUAUAAAAGUUCUUUUCAAAUGUGGUGGUCGGCUAUAUCAGACGAAGACUACACUGAGAUUACCUUUGACCAUCCUCCGAACCAAGAACAACAGGACGAGUGGAAGACUGCAGACAGAGAGAGUCUACGACACGUUCUAUAUACUAUUGGAUUAGCCAUACGGUCUUGCUUGAUAGCUCGAGAUGUCGAAGUUAUAGGAGUGUUGCAGGAACUUGAAGCGAAACAAGCUAUCCUGGCAAGGCGAGAUCUGGCAUUGGACUUGCUGACAUUAAAUACAGAUCAUGAUGGACGUCUAAUGGAAUUCAUGAAUCUCGUCCAAGCAAUCCACUUUGCAUUGAAAACGGAAGUGGGCGCUUCGGUCGCCAAAUCCCUGCCACUUCUCUCACGUUGUUUGGCAACAUGUACGCCUCACGAUAUGUUUGUUACAUACGCCAACAUGCUAUCAUAUUCAUCGUCCAGUAUGGUUGAUUUCUUGCUAUCAGAAGAGACUGCUUUUCUGGAAUUCUUGAUCAAGUACUUGAGGUUUGCGUUGGAGGAUAUGAAAGGACUGACUGACACGUGUCUGUCGAGGUGUAUUGAUAUAGAUGAGAUUGAGACCAUGUUGAGAUCCUGCGGGAUCUUCGGUAUACAAACUUAUCUGAUCGAACGAGACCGCAAAUACAUCGUUGACGCUCUCCUCAAUGGUCUUGCAAGAUUGGAAUACCGAGGAUAUGACUCCGCUGGCUUAUGUAUUGACGGAGACAAUGAUGAGACCCUCGUUUAUCGUGAAGUUGGAAAGGUUGUGAAUCUUCGUGCCACAAUCGCCAAAGAUGCGAAAUUGAACCUUGACAAGACUUUCAUGGUUCAAUGUGGAAUGGCACACACCCGUUGGGCUACCCAUGGACCACCAAGUGUCCGCAAUUGUCACCCUCACUCCAGCGACCCAACGAAUGAGUUCAUGGUAGUUCACAAUGGUAUCAUUACGAAUUACAAGGACCUAAAGACAUUCUUGGAACGGCGAUACGGUGAAAACUCAUUCACUUCUGAAACUGAUACUGAAUGUGUUGCAAAACUAUGCAAAUACGUCUACGAUCAACAAAAGCAAGCUGGUGUAUCAAUGAGCUUUACCAAACUUGUCAAGGCUGUUUGUUCUCAGUUGGAAGGAGCCUUUGCAUUCAUCUUCAAGUCUUCCAAACACUUCCCAGGAGAAUUGGUCGCUUGUCGUCGAGGCUCUCCCUUACUCCUUGGUGUGAAAACAACCAGGAAACUCAAGGUCGACUUUGUUGAUGUCGAAGUUGAAACAGACAUGGCUUCCUUGGACACGGCUGCCAAUGGUUUCUUGGGUGUUGAAGCUCCUCGCUUACGACGAACACAAUCCAGAGCCUUCAUGGCUGAAGAUGGAAACCCAGAACCUAUCGAAUUCUUGUUGUCUUCUGAUGCUUCCGCCAUCAUUGAACAUACCAAACGAGUUUUAUAUCUCGAAGACGAUGAUAUUGCUCACAUUCAUGACGGAGAACUUCAAAUUCAUCGAUUGCGUCGAGAUGACACAAUGUCUGCCAUUCGUCCCCUGGUUGAAUUGGAACAAGAAUUGGAAGCCAUCCAAAAGGGAUCUUUCGCUCACUUCAUGCAAAAGGAAGUCUUUGAACAACCCGAGUCUGUUGUCAAUACUAUGAGAGGUCGUGUGAACUUUGAUACCUACCGAGUCAUAUUGGGUGGCCUUCGAUCUCAAUUGUCAAAUAUUCGACGAAGUCGACGAAUCAUAUUCUGUGCUUGUGGUACUUCGUAUCACAGUUGUGUCGCGACUCGAGCUUUGUUUGCUGAAUUAGUUGAAGUGCCUGUAAGUGUGGAGCUGGCUUCUGCAUUCCUCGAUGAACGUCUCCCAGUAUUCCGUGAUGAUGUCUGCAUAUUCGUUUCCCAAUCAGGUGAAACAAAAGAUACCCUCCUUGCUCUCGCAUACUGCAAAGAACGAGGUGCAUUGUGCCUAGGUGUUUGUAACACUGUCGGUUCUACCAUCUCUCGUGAAACUCAUUGCGGUGUUCACAUAAACGCUGGACCUGAAAUCUCUGUCGCUUCAACCAAGGCCUACACAUCUCAAUUCAUUGCCUUGACAAUGAUUGCUCUUCAACUAUCUGAAGAUCGUCUUGACAAGCAAGCACGACGAACCGAAAUCAUUGAUGGAUUGGCUGCUCUCUCUUCAAAUAUUCGAAAAGUGUUGGCUUUGGAACCUGAUAUCAAAAAGUACGCUACUGAAUACGGAAAGCAUGAAAACUUGAUCUUGUUGGGUCGUGGAUAUCAAGGAGCUACUGUAUUAGAAGGUGCUUUGAAGAUCAAGGAAGUCUCGUACAUUCACGCUGAAGGUAUCUUGGCUGGCGAAUUGAAGCAUGGUCCUUUGGCUCUUAUUGAUGCCCUCAUGCCAAUCAUAAUGGUGAUGACCAAGGAUCGACACUACGACGACAACAUGAACGCCUUCAAACAAGUCACUGCCCGAGAAGGCAAACCCUUGUUGAUUAUAUCUGAAACAGACAAGAACAGUGAAUUCGCUCCAUUCAACUCGUUACGUGUUCCCACUACCGUUGACUGCUUACAAGCUGUAUUGAAUGUGGUUCCUUUACAACUAUUGUCAUACCACGUUGCUGUCAACAAGAAGAUCAACCCUGACAAUCCAAGAAACCUGGCCAAGAGUGUCACUACUCAAUAG
Synchytrium microbalum is the source of this 3204-nucleotide messenger RNA. It is a transcript of the gene GFA1, whose product is annotated as glutamine---fructose-6-phosphate transaminase (isomerizing). Lineage: Eukaryota; Fungi; Chytridiomycota; Chytridiomycetes; Synchytriales; Synchytriaceae. Gene Ontology annotation, biological process: UDP-N-acetylglucosamine metabolic process; fructose 6-phosphate metabolic process; protein N-linked glycosylation. Gene Ontology annotation, molecular function: carbohydrate derivative binding; L-glutamine:D-fructose-6-phosphate transaminase (isomerizing) activity. The coding region runs from base 1 to 3204 and encodes 1067 amino acids. The record is from RefSeq and is a predicted model, not a curated record. The transcript has 20 exons.